Callorhinchus milii (elephant shark) is the source of this 682-nucleotide messenger RNA. It is a transcript of the gene smim36, whose product is annotated as small integral membrane protein 36. NCBI's taxonomy places the organism in Eukaryota, Metazoa, Chordata, Chondrichthyes, Chimaeriformes, Callorhinchidae. The record is from RefSeq and is a predicted model, not a curated record. The transcript has 2 exons. Bases 66 to 347 code for a protein of 93 amino acids.
AUGAGUGGCUUCUGAGUCCUGUGGUUUCCAUGUACUAAAGAACAGCAUUACAAAGCAGGGACUAGAUGGAGUUUUACCUGGAGAUAGAUCCUGUGACUUUGAAUUUGAUUAUAUUGGUGGCUAGUUAUGUGAUUCUCCUCUUGGUCUUUCUGAUUUCAUGUGUACUGUACGACUGCCGAGGAAAGGAUCCUAGUAAGGAAUACGCUCCUGACACACAACCCCCUGCUCAGUCCCCUAUCCGACUGGUGGUAAUGCAAAAUACUGUGGAAACACGCUGUGGCAGGGGUGCCCCUGCCAGCAUGGAGUGUAAGAAGGAACUGCCAGGAGCACGGAGCACUGUGGUGUAGAGACUUUCAGUGCUCAUUUCCUUUGUAUUUCAGCUGAACAAACCUGGAGGUGCCUCACUGGAUGUCCUGAAUCUCUUUAGUAGUCUGUGAAGAAUCUCAAUGUCCUCAAGGCCUUUCUUCCUGAUUCUGUAAUGUCAUUCAGAUAUAAAUCUCAAACAAUGGAACAAUCCAUGUCCUCCUCCAAAUCUUCUGAGACAUCUUACCACUGCGAUAAAAUUAUGGGUCUCUGUCUAAAGAUUCAAAGUGAAUCAGGACAUAAAUUACCUUUGCAGAUAUUAACAUUGGAUUUCUCAAACUUCAGACUGCGCCUUACCUAAGGAAGUUAGUUUCAAAAA